AUGUUAACGGAUGAAAAAUAUAUGGAGUCCGAUUUAACUAUCGGGGACUAUCUUAUGAAUAUUUAUAUAGGUAAGCCAAAGGAACAACAUGUUACAGCAAAAGAAAAACUUCUCAUCCCAAGCAUGUCAAGUGGCCUUACCUGGAUACGAAGUGGCUCUUGUUCUUCCAACUGUAACAAUCAACAUCCAUCACUUUAUGAUCCAAAAUUAUCAGAAACCUAUCAGGAUAUUCUGUUUGGCUCAAGAGAGUACAAAGAUCUACAAGGUACUAAGCGCAAGGGAUCAAAUGUGUGCCAAUAUGAGUAUAGUUUUGGCAACAAUCAAUUCUCUUCUUCUGGAGUGUUGGGCAUUGAGAGCUUCUACUUGAAAUCUCCGGGUACAAGUGAUACAAGGUUCUUGGAUAUAGUGUUUGGAUGCGAUCAAGUACAUCAAGGGGAUUUUAAAGAUGGUGUUCAAGGUGUUGUUGGCCUUGGACAAGGGCCAUAUUCAUUGGCUUCUCAAGUGGGACAAAAAAGUUGGCAAGAAAUUCUCGUAUUGCUUGGUUGA
Molecule: messenger RNA, 546 nt
Organism: Tripterygium wilfordii
Lineage: Eukaryota; Viridiplantae; Streptophyta; Magnoliopsida; Celastrales; Celastraceae
Product: aspartic proteinase CDR1-like
Exons: 1
Coding region: 1-546 (181 amino acids)
Cellular component (GO): extracellular region
Source: RefSeq, a predicted model, not a curated record